Mytilus trossulus (common blue mussel) is the source of this 1760-nucleotide messenger RNA. RefSeq lists its product as uncharacterized. Bases 1 to 519 code for a protein of 172 amino acids. The transcript has 6 exons. Lineage: Eukaryota; Metazoa; Mollusca; Bivalvia; Mytilida; Mytilidae. The record is from RefSeq and is a predicted model, not a curated record.
AUGGUCCCAAAUGAAGUUGGAACCAAGUAUAACAGUCCCCCUCUAGAUGAGAAGGACAGUUGUGGACAGAAUUCAAGGAAAAGGAAAGAAAAGAAUAGACUUUACACCUGGAUAAAAAAUUUCACAACAAGAAAGACGUGUGCACCUGUGGAAUCUUUUAAAGAAAAAUGGACCAGAUUUGCAGAUGCAAAUCCAUCUGUGGUGAUGCAGUACGUCAUAAGUAGGCCCAGGGUAAUAGAACAACUGCAAUGCAUUUUGGACUCUGAUUCAGAGAAAGAGUUAGAAAUAGACAGAGAAGAAGAUAGAAAUACUCAGAUGGAAGGUGUAGAGGCAGAAGAAGAUUUUGAGAGGGAACAGUUCAUCGAUUCAGAAGAGAAUAUUAUCAAUGAAGAAGAGGAUCUACCAACAAUGGAAACUCCAAUUUCCUAUCCAAAAAGGAAAAGAAUUCCUAGAAAAAUAUAUACUCCAAGCAGCAGUAAAGUAGCUGAAAAGCAAGAAAACAAGAAAAGUUUGUCUUAGGUACAAAGAAUGUUGCAGAUGAGGCGAACUUUGUAAUCAUGGAUUACCCUAUGUUUUAGCAAGGCACAUUCACUGAUCAUACAAGGUUAGUGCCCUGAGGGGCAUUUCUAGAAUUAUACAGGCCCUGGAGAUAGUUUUUGAUUUGAAGGAGAAUUCAAUUUGUGUUUCUUUGGACAUCUAUAACAGCAUCCUGUUACAAUUAUAUCUUCUUAGGUUUUGCUCUUUUGAUAUAAAUUACAUGAGUUAAAAAGUAGUCUUAGAUUUAGAGUGCACUUAUUGGCAGUUAUAUGCAUGUAUUACUUUUGCUUAUAUAAAGAGGUUUAUAGCAUUGUAUAUGAAAAUCUCUGUUAAUAUCGACCUACAGGGGAUGCAUGAUGCCUUGAUUUAUAAAGGUGAAUCUAAAUUUAUAAAGGUUUGUUGUUAUCUUGAAUUGUGUCACAUUUUCUUGUUUAGGGGCUUUUUACAGCUUACUUUAUGUUGUGGAUUCUUGUCCAUUGUUGAAAGCCGUACGGUAACCUGUAGAUAAAUUUUUAUUUGUACUUGGAACCUUUCCAGAUGACUGUCUCAUUGACAAUCAUACCACAUCCUCUAUUCUUAUAACUAACUUGAUAAGAAAAUAUAAAGUGCAUCUUGAAAAAAAGCCAUGGGAUAAAUAUCAAAAAGGGAUGUAGCUAGUCUAUAUUGUUAUUGAUAUGCUUGUAUUAUACGCCUUAAAUCAUACUUUUCCUAUAGAAUAUUCAAAAUCUGCACUUCAAACUAAUGAAUUACACUAUACAAAGGAUGUAUACGACAAAAGUUUAAUCACAUUAUCAGCUGAAGUUCUGUUCACCCAUAAAACAUGGACAGUUGAAGAUUUGGAAAUUUUCUGAAAAUACUGUGUAAAAUUAAUAUAAUAGUUAAUACUUGUUUCAUAUGACAUUUUACUUGCUUGUUUGUUGUGUAUAAGGUAUUGUUUUUUAUUUCUUUGGUCAACUCACCUUUUUGUAUAUUAUUUUAUGUAUAUAAUUUUGUUUUGAGGACUCCCAAUAGAUUAGCUAAAUUGUAUGGGGUAAUCCUCAGUUGGUAGAGUAUUUUGUCUUGCUUCUACAGUUUUCAGGCAUCAAAUUUUUAUUGUAUUUAUGUUCAUAUAUAUAUGUAAAUACUUGCAUGUCCUAAUGCUUAACUGGCAGGUCGAAACUUUCCUGGUUCAGUUUAAAUUAAACUUAGAAUUAUUUAUUUUUAUUUGUUGUCAAAUAUUAAAU